Hippopotamus amphibius kiboko is the source of this 830-nucleotide messenger RNA. It is a transcript of the gene TSPAN8, whose product is annotated as tetraspanin 8. The record is from RefSeq and is a predicted model, not a curated record. Lineage: Eukaryota; Metazoa; Chordata; Mammalia; Artiodactyla; Hippopotamidae. The transcript has 8 exons. Gene Ontology annotation, cellular component: membrane.
AUGGCAGGUGUGAGUGUCUGUAUAAAAUAUUCUAUGUUUAUCUUCAACUUCGUGUUCUGGCUAUGUGGUGCCUCAAUACUGGCAGUAGCAAUUUGGCUACGAGUAAGCAAAGGUGGUUGAGAGAUUCUCAGUCUUGGGGAUGCUACCAUUAACCCCUAUAUUGGCAUGAAUAUCUUGAUUGUUGUGGGUGCUAUUAUCAUGAUUUUGGGUUUCCUGGGAUGCUUUGGUGCCAUAAAGGAAAACCAGUUCAUGAUGGUUUUGUUUUUCAUAGGAUUGAUUCUGACCCUUCUCCUGUAGGUGGUGGCAGGUAUCCUAGGAGCUACUAACAAAUCUAAGACUGAACGUGCUCUGAAUGAGACUCUCCAGAAUAAUGCACGUCUUUUGAGUACAACAAAUGAAGGUGGAAAAAUAUUCCAGAAAGCCUUUUCUGAAAUUCAAGAAGAGUUAAAAUGUUGUGGUUUGAUCAAGGGAGCUUCUGAUUGGGGAAAUAAUUUUCAAUACUAUUACAAGUCAUGUGAAUGUCCAAGUGCAUCAGAUUCUUCUUGUACAAAAUAUAAUGGAAAAACUAUUUACAAACAGUCAUGCUUUUCUUUGAUAAGCGACUUGUUUUCAAGACGUCUUUCCAUAGUUAUUGGACUAGCAUUUGCACUGGCAGCUAUUGAGGUUCUUGGUCUGAUAUUUUCAAUUGUCCUGUACUGCCAGAUGAGGAAACAAUAAAUCUGUGGAUGAAUGUGUCAAGUCAUCAUCGGUCAAACCCCUUUAAAAUUUUGCUUUGGAUUUGUAACUUUAAAUAUAUGAGUGCUGCAUCAAGAGCAGCUGCCCUAUUAAAA